Molecule: messenger RNA, 1530 nt
Organism: Nelumbo nucifera (sacred lotus)
Lineage: Eukaryota; Viridiplantae; Streptophyta; Magnoliopsida; Proteales; Nelumbonaceae
Source: RefSeq, a predicted model, not a curated record
UACCAUUUUUUUUUUAUUUUUUUGCGUUCGAGCUCGAGUCUCUCGACUUCGACUGAACCCUCUCGACUUUCAGUGAACCCCCGCUCUGUGUACAAGGUAAUCGCUCGCUCCUCUCUCUCUGUAGAAGGUAAACCCUCGUCCCUCUCUCUUUGUACGAGGUACACCCUCGUCCAUCUCUCUCUGUACGAGGUGCACCCUCGUCCCUCUCUCUUUGUACGAGGUGCACCCUCGUCCAUCUCUCUCUCUGUACGAGGUAAACCCUCGUCCAUCGGAUGUUCGAUGGACCAGACGGUUCUGCCUGUUUUUUAUGAUGUAGAUCCAUCGGAUGUUCGAAAACAAAGUGGGAUUUUUGCAGAAGCAUUUGUUGAAUACGAACGCGAACAACGUUUCAACGCAGAGCUGAUGGGAAAACUACAGAGGUGGAGGCAAGCUCUUACAGACGCUGCCAAUUUGUCAGGAUGGGAUCUGCGAGAUGUUGCUAACGGGAAAUCUUUGCAUGAGGCAAAGUUCAUUCAAAGAAUUGUUGACAAAGUAUCUACUAAAUUGAAUAAAACGAUGCUGGAUGUUGCUAUCUACCCAGUUGGAAUAGAUUUACGUGUAGAUCACAUAUAUUCAUUGUUAAGUGUUGGAUCUGAUGAUGUCCGCAUUAUAGAGAUCUGGGGCAUGGGUAGAAUAGGCAAGACAACCAUUGCCAAAGCUGUGUAUAACUUGAUCUUUCACAAUAUUGAAGGUAGUAGCUUUCUUGAAAAUGUCAGUGAAGUUUCACAACAACGUAAUGGUCUAGUUCAGUUACAAGGCCGACUUCUUUUAGAUAUCCUAAUGAGAAGUGGCUUUAAGAUUAGUAAUAUUGCUCGUGGAAUAAAUUUGACUAGAGAAAGACUUUGUUAUAGAAGGGUUCUUUUGAUUCUAGAUGAUGUGGAUGAAAUGGACCAAUUAAAAGCAUUAGCUAGAGAACACAAUUGGUUUGGUCCUGGAAGUAGAAUCAUCAUAACAACCAGAGAUGAUCAUUUAUUGGAUGUGUUUCAAGUGGAUAAGAAAUAUAAGGUUAAACAGUUAAAUCAUAAUGAAUCUCUUGAGCUCUUUAGUUGGCAUGCCUUUAAAUCAAAUCAUCCUAUAGAAGGUUAUGUAAAUCUCUCAAACCGUGUGCUGCAUUACAUUAGAGGACUUCUUUUAGCUCUUGAGAUUUUGGGUUAUUCUCUUCUUGACAGAAUAUCUGAAUGGGAAACCAUAUUAGAGAAACUUGAAAAUAUUCCACCUGAUCAAAACAACGAUAGUGUAACUAGAAUACUGGAUGGUUGUGGUUUCUUUCCAGAAAUUGGAAUAAGUGAUCUUGUUAGUAAGUCUCUUCUAAAAAUCAAUCUGAGAAAUGAGUUGAGGAUGCAUGAUCUAAUACGAGACAUGGGGAGGGAAAUUGUUCGAGAAGAAUCUCCAGAGGAGCCUGGGAAUCGCAGCAGAUUGUGGUGUCAUGUGGAUGCUCAUUAUGUAUUAACGAAACACAAGUUGAAGCUAGAAACACAUGUAUAUGCAUAG